AUGGAAACAUCAGUAGGGGCGUGGGCUGCUGAGGAUCGCAAGAAGCCCCCACAAGUGGAUCAGGCAGUGAAGCAUGGGGGGGGCGGCCCUGGAGCCCUGCUGGGGUGGCAAGUUCCCCACAGUCAUCCCAGGGACCUGCUGAAGUCCCAGGAGAAGACCCAGAGCAUCCAGGGUCCCAUGGGCGAGGUGACCGACGGCGACUGCACGCUCCGGGCCCUGCCUAUCUCGCCGCGCAGACAGGCUGAGCCUCUGGAGCAGCAGGUGCGGCAGGAAGAAGCCUCUCGGCUUCCUUCCAGGCGAGCGUCUAGCGGGGAGCCCCUCACCCCCAGCGCCGUGGCCGUGGACCGGAGCGCCAAGGGGCGUCCCCACUGCGGACCCGUGUCCCCCCUCGGCUUCCAGCGCCCCCAGUCCGUGUCCUUUCGGGCUAAGACCCGCCCAGGCCCGACGGCCUUACCCCAGCGCAGAGACCCAGCCAGACCCGGACCGCUCCUCCGGCUGGGGGCGCUACGCCCGGUGCCAGCGCAAGGCCGGGAAAGCCCUCUGCGUCGGCCGGGGGUCCUGGCCACCCGCACCCCAUCGCGACGAGUCGGCUUUACGUCUCCACUUCGAGACUUUUCAUUGUUUCCCACUGUGGUCUGGGCGGACGGCGAGGUAGCGAUCGCGCCCCGAUUCUUCCUUGGCCAGGAGUCAAAGCACGGCGCCUGCGCCCGGGACCGCCUCCCCCCCGGCACUCGCGCCCCUCACAUUCCCGACCCUAACGUUAAAUCCUGGGAAGGCAACCGCUUGAAGCCGCAACCUCUCGCCCAGAGGGUCGGGAUGCGGGGAGCGCGCCGACGGGGAGGGGAGUCGGGGCCCCGCUCUGCGUUCACCCCGACUUUGAUCGCCCCAACCUCGACCGUUCGGCGCCGCUCGCCCUGCUUGGCUACGGCAGGCGGAGGGCGAGAAGCCGCGGAGUCCGCCCUUGCCGCGGUGCCCACGCCGCCGCGCCGGGCUCCGGGCUCCUACGGCGCGGGCGCCCCACACCGACCGGGCCGUGGAAGGCGCUCUGGGGGCGCUGAGGGAGACGACGGCCAGCGCGGAGCCCUGCACGUACCGCGGGCUGAAACACAAACUGGAAUGGCCGGAGACCCCACCCUGCUGCGCUCGGGGCGCCGCACAGCUGGACGGCCACAGCCCCCGCCACCGCCUGCAGGCGCGGGGCUCCGGCCACGCCUGCGGGGCCGCGACGACCACAGAAGGCGGCGAGGCGGGCGGAGGAGUAUGGCCCGGCCCAGCGCGGCGCUGCCUUCCCUACUGCUGCGGCUCGGCUGCCUGGCCCUGGUGGCGGGCUGCGCUGCGGGAGGUGGGGCUGUACUCAGGGAGCUGCCUGGGCUAGCUGACACCCAUGACUACCAACGCCAGGCACCUACCCGCUCCUCAGACCUGGGUGGCAGCCCCCAGAGACAGUGGCAACCCUUGGAAGAACGGCUGAGGCAGCUGGAGGCUGAGGUGACCAUGCUCAGAGAGCAGAACAAGGACCUGUGGGCCCAGGUGAGGCAGCUGGAGUCCUGUGAAUGCCGCCCCACCUCUGCCCAGUGCUGGGGGCUGGAGCGCGCCUGGCCUGAGGGUGCUCGCUGGGAGCUAGACGCCUGUACCUCCUGCAUCUGCCAGAAUGGGGUGGCACGCUGUGGCCCUCAGCCUGACCUGCCUCACUGCCAGGGCUGCAGCCACAAUGGCCAAGUCUAUGGCAAUGGAGAGACCUUCUCCCCAGACACCUGCACUACCUGCCACUGCCUGGAAGGGACUGUUACCUGCACCCAGAAGCCAUGCCUAGGAGCACCCUGCCCUGAGCCCGGAGCAUGCUGCCCGCACUGUGAGCCAGGCUGUGAGUAUGAGGGGCAGCUUUACGAAGAGGGAGCCAGUUUCCUGUCCAUCUCCAACCCUUGUCUCCAAUGUUCCUGCCUGAGGAGCCUGGUUCGCUGUGUGCCUAUGAAGUGCCCAUCCAGUCCCUGCCCUGAGCCAGUUCUGAGACCUGGGCACUGCUGCCCAGCCUGCCAAGGCUGCACAGAAGGUGGUGUUCACAGGCACCAUGGCCAAGAGUGGACGGCCCCCGGGGACCCCUGCCAGAUCUGCCGAUGCCUGGAGGGCCACAUCCAGUGCCGCCAGCGAGAAUGUGCCAGCCUUUGCCCCUACCCUGCCCGGCCCCUACCAGGCACCUGCUGCCCGGUAUGCGAUGGCUGUUUCCUAAAUGGACGGGAGCACCGCAGCGGGGAGCCCGUGGCCUCCAGAGAUCCCUGCUCUCGCUGCCGCUGUGCUAACGGGAGCAUCCAGUGUGAGCCUCUGCCCUGCCCACCUGUGCCCUGCAGACACCCAGGCAGGAUCUCUGGGCAGUGCUGCCCAGUCUGUGAUGGCUGCGAGUACCAGGGACACCAGUAUCAGAGCCAGGAGACCUUCAGUCUCCAGGAGAGUGGCCGCUGUGUCCGCUGCUCCUGCCAGGCUGGCGAGGUCUCCUGUGAGGAGCAAGAGUGCCCAGUUGCCCCCUGUGCCCUAUCUGGCUCUGGCCUGAGGCUCUGCCCAGCCUGUGUGCUCCAUGGAGAGGAGUUUCCUGAAGGGGUCCAGUGGGAGCCCGAUGGUCAGCCCUGUACUGCCUGCUCCUGCCAAGAGGGUGUGCCAGUCUGUGGGCCUGUGCUCUGCUCUCCACCCCCCUGCCAGCACCCCACCCGGGAACCCGGUGCCUGCUGCCCCCACUGUGAGAGCUGCACCUACCAUGGCCACGUGUAUACCAAUGGGCAGAACUUCACAGACACGGGCAACCCUUGCCAAACCUGCCGCUGUGAGGAAGGGACUGUGAAGUGUUCUGUGAUCGACUGCCCUCCUACCACCUGUGCCAGGCCGCAGAGUCGAGCUGGCCAGUGCUGUCCCCGGUGUCCAGACUGUAUCCUGGAGAAACAGAUGUUUAUGGAUGGCCAGCACUUUCCCCACCCUGGAGACCCCUGCCAAGAAUGCCACUGUCGGGAAGGCCAGGCCGGCUGCCAGCCUCGCGCCUGCCCCCGGGCUCCCUGUUCUCACCCACUACCCGGGACCUGCUGCCAGAGUGACUGCAGUGGCUGCGCCUAUGGUGGGAAAGAGUACCCCAGCGGAGCUGACUUCCCCCACCCCUCGGACGCCUGCCGCCUGUGUCACUGUCUGAGCGGCAACGUGCAGUGCCUGGCCCGCCGCUGCCCGCCGCUGUCCUGCCCCGAGCCGGUACUGCCCCCCGGAGGCUGCUGCCCGCAGUGCCCGGCCGCCCCCGCCCCCGCCCCCGCCGGCUGCCCGCGGUCUGGAGGCGCCCUCUCCGCCCGCCACCAGGAGUCCUUCUCCCCUCCCGGCGACCCCUGCAGCCGCUGUCUCUGCCUCGACGGCUCGGUGUCCUGUCAGCGGCUGCCCUGCGCGCCCGCACCAUGCGCCCACCCGCGCCGAGGGCGCUGCUGCCGCGUCUGCGACGGCUGCCUGUACCAGGGAAAAGAGUUCUCCAGCGGGGAGCGCUUCCCGUCGCCCAGCGCCGCGUGCCAAGAGUGCCUCUGCUGGGAGGGCAGUGUCACCUGCGAGCCCAGGGCAUGUGCCACUGCGCAGUGCCCCUUCCCUGUCAGGGGCAGCUGCUGCCCAACCUGUGAUGGCUGUGAAUACCUGGGUGAGUCCUACCUGAGCAGCCAGGACUUCCCGGAUCCCCAAGAACCCUGUAACGUGUGCACUUGCCUUGGAGGUUUCGUGACCUGCAGCCGCCGUCCCUGUGAGCCUCCAGGCUGCAGUCAUGCCCUCACACCACCAGGGCACUGCUGCCCAAUCUGCCAGGGAUGCUUCUACCAUGGGGUCACCGCUGCUCCUGGAGAGACCCUUCCUGACCCACUUGACCCCACCUGCUCCCUCUGCACCUGUCAGGAAGGCUCCAUGCACUGCCAGAGGAGACCGUGCCCCCCAGCUCCCUGCCCACACCCCUCACUGGGACCAUGCUUCUGCCCUGUUUGCCGCAGCUGCCGUGCUCAUGGGAAGGAGCACCCUGAAGGGAGUAGCUGGAUGCUCCCUGACAACCCUUGCUCCUCCUGCAUGUGUCACGAGGGCAUUGUCACCUGUGCCCACAUCCAGUGUGUCAGCUCCUGUGCCCAGCCUCACCAGGGGCCCCAUGACUGCUGUCCUCGAUGCUCUGGCUGUGAGCGUGAGGGCCGGAACUAUGAGGCUGGUGAAAGCUUCCAGCCCGGGUCAGACCCCUGUGAAGUGUGCAUCUGUGAGCCACAGCCUGAGGGGCCUCCCAGCCUUCGCUGUCAUCGGCGACAGUGUCCUAGCCUGGUGGGCUGCCCUCCCAGCCAACUCCUGCCCCCUGGGCCCCAACACUGCUGUCCUACUUGUGCCCAGGCGCUGAGCAACUGCACAGAGGGCCUCCAGGGGUCUGAGAUGGCCCCACUAGACCCCUGCUACACCUGCCAGUGCCAGGACCUGACCUGGCUCUGCAUUCACCACACCUGUCCUGAGCUCAGCUGUCCCCCCUUGGAGCGCCACAUACCACCUGGGAGCUGUUGCCCUGUGUGCCAGGAAUGUGUGGUGGAGGCUGGGGGCCGGAGAGUGGCAGAUGGAGAGAGCUGGCGGGACCCCAGCAAUGCCUGUAUUGCCUGUACCUGCCAGCGGGGCCAUGUGGAGUGUCACUUGGAGGAGUGCCAGCCCCUUUCUUGCCCCCACGGAUGGGUGAAGGUGUCCGAGGGUGGCAACUGCUGUGAGAGAUGCCAAGCCUCUGCCCAGCCAUGUGAGCACCUGGGCCGUCAGGUGGCCUCCGGGGAGCACUGGUCUGUAGAUGCCUGCACUAGCUGCUCCUGUGUGGCUGGCACCGUGCACUGCCACAGCCAACGCUGCCCACCACUGUCAUGCAGAUCGAACGAGGCCCCUGCCCUGAGUCCCGGUAGCUGCUGUCCCCGCUGCCUGCCCCGGCCGGCUUCCUGCAUGGCCUUUGGAGACCCGCAUUACCGCACCUUCGAUGGCCGCCUGCUGCACUUCCAGGGCAGCUGCAGCUACGUGUUGGUCAAGGACUGCCAUGGCGGUGACUUCAGUGUGCAGGUCACCAAUGAUGGCCGAGGCCGGAGCAAUGUGGCCUGGACCCAGGAGGUGGCAGUGCUGUUGGGAGAUGUGGUGGUGCAGCUGCUGCAGGGCAGGACCGUCAUGGUGGACGGGCACCUAGUGGCCUUGCCCUUCCUAUGGGAGCCACUGCUUUACGUGGAGCUGCAAGGACAAACUGUGUUCUUGCAUACCCGGCCUGGGCUUCAGGUGCUGUGGGAUGGGCAGUCCCAGGUGGAGGUGAGGGUACCUGGCUCCUACCGGGGCCAGACCUGUGGGCUCUGCGGGAACUUCAAUGGCUUUGCCCAGGAUGAUCUGCAGGGUCCUGAUGGGCUGCUCCUGCCCACAGAAGCUGCAUUUGGGAACAGCUGGCAGGUCUCAGACGGGCCGGGGCCUGGCCAGCCCUGCUCUGCAGGCCAAAAAGUGGAUCCAUGCCGGGCAGCAGGGUACCGUGCCAGGCGUGAGGCCAAUGCUCGGUGUGGGCUGCUGAAGUCCUCCUCAUUCAGCCGCUGCCAUGCUGUGGUCCCACCAGAGCCCUUCUUUGCUGCCUGUGUAUAUGACCUGUGUGCUUGUGGCCCUGGCCCUUCGGCUGAUGCCUGCCUCUGUGAUGUCCUGGAGGCCUAUGCCAGCCUCUGUCGCCAGGCAGGCAUGACACCUGUCUGGAGGGGGCCUACUCUAUGUGUGAUGAGUUGUCCCCUGGACCGUGGCUUUGUGUUUGAUGAAUGUGGCCCACCCUGUCCCCGCACAUGCUUCAACCAGCACAUCCCGCUGGGGGAGCUGGCAGCCCACUGUGUGCGGCCCUGUGUCCCCAGCUGCCAGUGCCCAGCAGGCCUGGUGGAGCAUGAAGCCCACUGUAUCCCCCCUCAUGCCUGCCCCCCAGUCCUGCUCACGGGACCCCAGCCCCAGCCAGGAGCAGCCCCUGGCUCCACCCUGAGCCAAGAGAUCUGUAUAGGGGUCAGCCUGGCAUCGGUGCAGCUCAGGCUCUGGUGGCAGAGGCAGAGGGAGGGAGGGGACAUUGCCAUGAUGGCGCAGGCAGCUACUCCUGGGAGCCCAGAGCUCCCUUGUAGCCUGGAGCAGGCCUUGGCCCUGUACCAGCUCCUCUUCCAACGCCCUGCAGCCCUGGGCCAGCUCCGUACUGCACUGCAGCAGGCACAAGAGGGCCAGGACUACCCCCUAGGGCUGGCACUGCCCACUGUGCUGCUGGAGAUGGAGUGGAGCCAGCGGGCCAAGGAGCAGCUUCUCUGGGACCUGGAGCUGCUGACUGGGGCAGGCCUGGGCCUCUUCUGGCCCCCCUGGGCCCAUUUCUGGCGUCAGAGGCAGCAGGCUUACCAUGCACGGAGCCAGCACAGCCCGCCCCUUGGUUACUUACAGGACAUGACUCCUAUCACCAGCAGGUCCUUUGAGGAGCCAGAAAUUUCAGUGUUCAAGGUGAAAGGGUCAAAGGGACCUGGGCAAGGCCUCUCUCAGGUUGGAGACAACUCCGGUAAAAUGGCCUCAGCAAAUUCAGAAAGGAGGCAAGGACCAGGCACUGGAGUGUCCCAUCCCCCUGAGGAAAGGUGCUUACGGGAACUGGGAAUAAGCCUGUACCCAAGGUGCUCUCUCCCUUUCCAGGACCUGGCCCAGAGGGGAGAGAGAAGCCAAGUAGAGCCUCAGAUCCAACAACCCCAUUCACUGAUACCCAGGAGCCCAGAGGAAAGCAAGCUCAGUCAAGAAGCCCCAAGGCCCUCUGGUCUGGCUUCCCAGGGCCUCCUAGCACCCCAAGAUCCAACCAAGGGUUUGGGUUUGGUCCUGGACAGAGAGCGAUCAGAGCCUCAAAAAUUGCUUUUGUUGAACCUUCCUCAGAGGCUGAGAGAGGCAGUCCCUAUGGGUCAGAAAGGGCAGGGGUCCCAAGAGGAGAACAAAGAAAUCCCGCUGGGUCAGGGAGAAAAACCACCUGAAAGUCAGAGAGAAGAGGCAUCCCAGGGAGAGAACCCAGAGGCUGCUCAGAGUCCAACAGAAAAUAGUCCAGAGUGUUGGCAGCUAGAGGAGGCUCCUCGACCUCAGGAAAUGAAAACCUGGCAGGCUUGGGAAGGCCACAUCUCACCAGCCUGGGAGAGGGCUCUGGGGGAAGCAACUGCCCAGCGCGUGGAGGACGACCCCCUGGGCCGGUGGAGAGACUUCCCUAGGUCUCUGGGAAAACAAAACCCCCAGAGUUUGGAAAGGGGAAACCCAGGCCUUCGGGGAAAGGACACUCAGAGGACGGAGGGCAAGACUGAGGGCCUGAGUCAGGAGUCCGCUAGGCCAACGCUGGGGGCCUUCCGGGAGGAAGCUUGGGCACCUCUUCCCGGCCCAGAGGUGGGGAUGCCGGCAACACGGAGCACUAAGGGCUUUGGGCAGCCCAAGCUUCCUCCAUCUGUGCCGAGAGGGGGUCGCGGCCCAGCGCAUCCGGCAGUGGGCGCCCCGAAUUUCCCGGGCACGCUUGGGGAGCGAAGAGGCAGUGCUGGGGGCGCCCCUGCCUCGAAGGCCCAGUGGCCCGCGUUCCCGGGCGUGAGCGCGGCUCAGCUGGAUUCAGCUCUGCGGCGGCUGCUGGAGCUGCACGGCGCGGCCCGGAGACGGCAGCGGAGGGACCGAGAGCAGCAGCGGCUCCGGGUGCUGGAGCGACUCCGUAUCGCCGGGAACCGCCACUGCCGGGUCCACCCGCUGGCUAUGCCUACCAGCCCUGCACAGCUCCAGACUCAGGAGGACACCGCGGGGUGGCAGCAUGCGCUGCGGGAGCAGUUGGACCAAGUGCACCGGGAGAGGACCGGGCGGCUGCGGGCCCUUGGGGCCAGGAACACCCAAAAUUUCCAGGAGCUGCUGUGGCCCCCAGGCUCUAAGGACCCUGUGACUGGAGAAUAGCCGCCAACUU
Molecule: messenger RNA, 7945 nt
Organism: Octodon degus (degu)
Lineage: Eukaryota; Metazoa; Chordata; Mammalia; Rodentia; Octodontidae
Gene: Kcp
Product: kielin/chordin-like protein
Exons: 52
Coding region: 1-7935 (2644 amino acids)
Molecular function (GO): protein binding
Source: RefSeq, a predicted model, not a curated record